Talaromyces amestolkiae is the source of this 3345-nucleotide messenger RNA. RefSeq lists its product as uncharacterized. Gene Ontology annotation, molecular function: DNA-binding transcription factor activity, RNA polymerase II-specific; zinc ion binding. NCBI's taxonomy places the organism in Eukaryota, Fungi, Ascomycota, Eurotiomycetes, Eurotiales, Trichocomaceae. Gene Ontology annotation, biological process: regulation of DNA-templated transcription. The transcript is spliced from 7 exons. The record is from RefSeq and is a predicted model, not a curated record. The coding region runs from base 1 to 3345 and encodes 1114 amino acids.
AUGUCUGACUUUGCGCGCGACGAUGCGGAACAGACGAAUGGCAGCGGCUUUUCACCGUCGGAACCGAACCCUGGAGCAAUGUCCCCAACAUACCAUAUCAUCCGAGACGUGCCACAAGAUGAAACAUCUUGGAAUCUACAAUACGUAUCGGACAUUUAUAUACCACCUCACCCGCCUUUGUUAGCCCAAUCAGAGGACGGGCAAGCACAGCACGAAAUCGACUCUGAGAUGAAUGAAGCACCUCUCUUCUGGCCUCAACCUACAGGUUACAACCCAACACUAAUCAAUGAGAACGCAGCUGUCGCCUCCGAUUCGUAUUUCUUUCCGAAUCCGGAUUUUGUUUUUACAGGCUUCUCUGAAGCUGGAAUGUUCACUUCCAAUACAGGAGCAUGGUCUUAUGACUAUAAUAAUCCUAGCUUCACUGAACAAACUCCGCUGGCGAACGGCUUCUUUGAGUCUGCAACAUUCUCUUCCAAUGCAGGAGUAUGGUUUCAUGAAAGUAUCAAUACUAACUCUGCAGAGUAUAUUGCCCACUCAAAUGGCUUUGAUAUAGGCAGUAGUGGCGAUUUGGCUCUCAGAGAAUACUCGCAACAACUUCCCAGCAUAUUACCUUGGGCUCAAGUUCAGACGAAUCAGAACGUAGGAGAAGCAAAUACAGCUAAUUUCCAAGAUAAUUUCCAAUUCCAUCAAGAUAUCUCGUUGGCACCUUCAGAGCUCGAGAAUCUUGACUUGACGUCUUCCCAUUAUGGUACAUCUGGGUAUCCUGACCUACUGAGCAAUCUAGAAAUCUACCAGCCAUUACAAUCUCCUUAUCGGGACUCCAUAAACAACUAUCGCCCCAACCAGUUAAACCUUACAAACGGGCACCUCGAAGAUACAAACAUGUCUCUAUAUCAUUCAAUACCAUUUUCAGGGUUCGAACCAUCAGCAGAAUCAGCAGGAGGGGACCCACCGUACCAGAACGCAGACCAAGUAUUUAGCCAUCAGUCAGUUUCGACAGUUUUCGGACCAUCUACGCCAGUGGGCCUACCUUCAGGUGGCUUGGGAAAGAGACACGAGAAGGCAAACCGAGAUUCCACCGAUGUCCGAAGAUGGGCGUGUUGGAAAUGCAAAAGGCAUAACAAAUCUUGUGAUGGCCAAACCCCGUGCUCAUACUGCAUGAAAACCUUCGAAAGGGCCAGAAUUCUAAAGCAUCCAUGUGCGAAAGCAUACUUCAGUGACUUUGUUCUCACCAACUCAUAUUUUGAAUUUCCGACAUUAUAUCAAAAUCUAGUCAUUGAAAAACAGAGAAACAUCGACUUGGUACGCGCGUUAUCUGUUUCAGCCAAGCUAUUUGAGCGAGAUACUCUUUUCCUUACAAAGUCAUCUUUUGGCAUCAGCACAAAUUGCAUGAUAUCGUGGGGUCUAGCAGUAGUUGCCAGCCAUGAAGCUGCCGUUUCCGAAAUCAUAAAAGAAGAUAUUGGACAUAAUUUCGAGACCAAUCCUCGACGAAUCGCCUUGGAGAUCGUGAAAACUCCACAAGAUUUACGCCGAACCUUCGAUAUUCCGCUUCACUUUUUCGAAAUUCCAGGCAAAAAUAAGACUACUGAAGAAUGGCUUUCUAAAAAGUUAAAACGGAUGGUUUUCUGCUAUCAUGGAUUCUUUACUUUCCAAGCGAUGAAAAAGACAGAAUUGAACGCGCCAGUUGGGUUUGACGACCAAUCGGUGGAACAUGCAGCCAUGCUGAAUAUUUGGCUUACCAUGCGCCAAUGUGAAAUUGACCUUUUCAAAUAUUUAGAACGUUUUGUUAAUGACAACGAUUCGAAGGUGGAAAUCUCUGAAAUAAAGUGUGUUAUCAAAGUCAUGGCUUACAUGGUCACUAUACCGGCCAGCUUCGAGCUUAAAGCUCAUAAUAUUGUCUCGGAGACGAAUGAAGAAGUCGAAAAUGACCUUCUGCGCAACUUCACAGAUCGUCAUGAGAGAGUUCGCGCAGCACUAUUCGUUUAUAUCUGCAUACUCAAUGAUAAACUUCCCUCUGGAACGAAUCUAUGGGAUCUAUUUGACCACAGCAAAUUUUCACGGCAACUGAAAAAGGAGUUUCGAGGCUGCCUGGAGAACAUAGGCAAACUUCUUUCAGGGUUCGAAUUUUGGGAGCAGAGUCUCCGGAAGAAUCUCCAGAAGACCACCGAGAAACUUAGUGUUUACUCCGACAUACUAGACACCAUUGAUUCUUCGCAAAACCCACUGACAGCCAAUCUGAAAGACUUUGAAGAUGACCAAGAUUUUUUCCAUGACGAAGACUUUGUGAACUCAUUUGACGGUGACAAUACAGAAGUAACGAACGGAAUUGAUAUUUACACCACGGGGGGUAUCCUUGAGGCCAUGGCCAAUGAAUCUGUGGAAGAUUUAUAUUUCUUGGUAUUUAUGCCACUUCCGAAUAUUAAUUGGACGAAGGCUUUCAACCCAAUUAGUCAAGAAGGAAGUCAAGAGAUAAAUGAAGACUCGCUCCAGCGCCUUGGCAUUCACGUUCUCCUUAUUCCUCGACUUGCCAAGGCAUGCUGGGCUCAGAAAUGUCUUGAUUUACUCUCAUCUACGGAAUUUACAUUACCUGAUCUAGUUCAAAAAGCCUAUUCUUGUGUUGACGGCCUCCUAUCCCAUCUCAGCAGUUCUUUUCCUGGCAUCAAGAAUGAACAAGUCCUCAAGUUAAUAUCGGCAAUGGCUGAAGGGUAUCGUUGGUUGAACCUAAUUGAGAUGAUUGAAUCUGCAGAAAUCUUAUUAACACAAAGAUCAUUUAUUUCUGUUUUCGCUUCGGGAACACCACUCCAGCGUUUUGACAUCGGCGAAAUUGUAUCUGGUGGUACAGAUGACGACUUCAAACAUCUCAAAGAACUCAUUUCUACGUCCUUCUCGUGGAUUAAAAAACCUUGUGCUGAAUUAAGCGGAUUCGUUAAAUUAUUCUUACAUGCCGAGCAAUUUAUGGCAUUCGGAGACCUAACGAGCGCUCAAGAGAUUGGAUGUCAACUUCAAAGUUUGGCUGUUGGGUGUUUCGGCGAUCCUGAACACGUGAAAUGCACAAUUCAUCGAUUCUUUGACAAAUAUCACCAAGUGAUAGACAACCCCAUUAGAGAUAUGAUAACAAAGCUUCCUUCCGACGAGGAUGUCUUGUCACUUGCUUCAGAGUUCGAAAUAGCCACGCCCACGAUGAAGGAGGCAACCCCGUCUGAGUCCGGCAGCUCAAGUGCACAAAACGUGGAAGAAGAGACAGUCCGAAGUGACUUUCAACUCGGUCAAGAUAGCCCUCUCAUCAUGGCGAUCAUUCAAUACAUUCUUCACGAAGAACAAUCAGAGUGUGGCCCAGAACACUGA